This is a messenger RNA of Colletotrichum gloeosporioides, 1101 nucleotides long. RefSeq lists its product as uncharacterized. Bases 1 to 1101 code for a protein of 366 amino acids. The record is from RefSeq and is a predicted model, not a curated record. The transcript has a single exon. NCBI's taxonomy places the organism in Eukaryota, Fungi, Ascomycota, Sordariomycetes, Glomerellales, Glomerellaceae.
AUGGCCACCCGUUGGAGGACAGAACCUAUCCCACCUCAUUUGCAUCAUCUGGAUCUGGAUCUGGACCACGAUAUCGAAAUCGACAUGGCGUCAACUGCGAGCCGCCGGCCCCAAAUAUUCGUCCAUUUCGAGUUUGGGGUCUCGUUCUCACCUAGACAUGCCCCCAACCAACACUCCGUUACCUACGUCUCAAGGGGUAUGCGCGAUCGUGCCCAACAUUUCCCUAGACAAGUACCACCGCCAACUACAAAUUACCUCAAUACGCCUACCUACCAAGCCUACCAGCCUACGCGAUCUUCACCCCCCGCACACCAGCAGAACCACCCUCAAAAUCCACCAAUGCCACCCCAUCUCGAACCGAGGAGACAGUCACGACAAGAGAGCCGCUCAUCAGGCUCGUCCCAUGAACGAGGCAGCUCAGCUCCUCCUCCCUGGAACGACAGCCCCUGGGACGCGGAACCAGACGCUCUGGGAAGCUCGGCUUUACCUCGCCAACGUCCACGAGCACCGACGACAAGCGCUCCUGACUACUGGAAGGCCCUCCCAGAAGUUCCCUCGCGGUUCCGACUCGGUGAGGAUGAGCUUCCUUGGUCCGCAUCUUCAUGGCCUGGAGAAUAUGGCAUGCCCGAUGAUUCAGAAGUUGACGACUACUCAUCCGAACUGUCCAUGAAGUUCCGCGAUGUGUCUUUGGCGAAUGUUACACCAGCCCCUCGUCCUCGGGACAGAGAAGACCCUGGGAGGAAAUACGAAUUGGAAGCCCUUUCCGCAGCCAUGAUGACGGUCGACAAUGGCUUCGAAGACCAAUGGUGGUACCAGGGGGAGAGACAGCAGACGGCACCCUUGGCGGACGACUUGCUCACAUCCUCUGCAUAUGCACCUGCUACCGCAACGGCAGAAGCCGUGCCACAAACACCAGUUCAGUUGAACCACAGGGAGUCGGCAGGCUGGGCUGUUUCUGAACACGAGGAUCCUCACAUGAGCUUGACCAGCGCCACCGUCUACAACCCAAGUGUUCUGGUUUCACCUAUGACGGAGUACGCAAGCCCCCGCCUACAUCGGUCUUUGACCACAAGAUCUGAAGAGCUCUUUCUGUUCAACUGA